GUGCGCCUACACUGGACGGCUGCGGUCGCUAUGAUGGCGCCCUUGGGGAAAUGCAGCCGUCUCGUCCAAACAUUUCGGCUGCUCGCCAAACUACGGUCGGUGUCACGCCAUAUACCGCGGCACAAUGUCCAUCAGACAGCGUACGUGUUGGGCGUCAAAGGCAUCGAGCUUCGCAUGCCCGCGCUGUCGCCCACCAUGACAGAAGGCACGAUCAUCAAGUGGCUCAAGAGCGAAGGUGACACCGUCCAGCCGGGAGACGUUCUCUGCGAGAUUCAGACCGACAAGGCGGUCGUCGCCUACGAAGUCGAAGACUCGGGUGUCCUCGCCAAGAUUCUCAAACACGCAGACUCCGGAGUGCAGCCGCUCAACACGCUCAUCGGACUCAUGGUCGAGGAAGGACAGGACUGGAAAGAUGUCGACGUCCCCGAGGAAACGGCCGCCGGCAGUAUGCCGGCUGCCGCUGCCCAACCGGCAGCUUCCCAACCGAAGCCGGCGCGCGCAAGGGCGUCCAUGGUUGGUCCGGCUGUGAAGCACCUCUUAAACAUGUACGGGCUGAAAGCGGAGGACGUGCCGGCUACAGGUCCCCAUAACGUACUGCUCAAGGCGGACGUCGCUCGGUAUGUGUCCUCCAAAGGCGUCUCUGGAACAACUCCUCCCGAGCCGUCGCUUACUCAGGCUAGCCAGACGUUGGAGUACGAGGACGUGCCGUUGACCAACAUGCGACGUGCGAUCGCCAAGCGGCUGACCCUUUCGAAGACGACGAUCCCCCACAGUUAUAUGAACGUCGUGUGCGACAUCGACGAAACGCUCGAGACGCGAAAGAAGUACCUGGCCGAGGGAGUCAAGGUGUCUGUGAACGAUUUCAUCAUCAAAGCGGCAGCGAUGGCCUUGCAUCGAGUGCCCGCCGUGAAUGCUACGUGGAAACACGAAAGCGUCCAACUCUUGUCCGACAUCGACAUCUCCAUCGCAGUGGCUACCGACACCGGCCUAAUCACGCCCAUCGUGAGAUCCGCGGAUGUUAGGGGCAUCGAGGAAAUCGCCGCCACCGUCAAAGAACUGGCCGGCCGAGCGCGCGAGGGCAAACUGAAGCCGAGCGAGUUCGAAGGGGGCUCGUUUUCCAUCUCAAACUUGGGCAUGUUCGGCAUCUCGCAGUUCAGUGCAGUGAUCAACCCUCCGCAGGCAUCCAUACUGGCCAUAGGAGGAUCCGCGCUGGUGCCUGGCUGCGAUGGAAAGCCACGACACGCCAUGGCUGCCACACUGUCGUACGACGCACGGGUCGUUACCGAGGAAAGUGCGGCCGAGUUUGUGAAGGCAUUCAAAGAUCACAUGGAACAGCCACUCAACAUGCUAGGAAUGCCUCUUGCGAAGCACUCUGACAGACUGUAGGAUAUUUAUUGCAUCA
Messenger RNA from Rhipicephalus sanguineus (brown dog tick), 1402 nucleotides. Its product is annotated as pyruvate dehydrogenase protein X component. Gene Ontology annotation, cellular component: pyruvate dehydrogenase complex; mitochondrion. Gene Ontology annotation, biological process: pyruvate decarboxylation to acetyl-CoA. The transcript has a single exon. Gene Ontology annotation, molecular function: acyltransferase activity. The record is from RefSeq and is a predicted model, not a curated record. Bases 31 to 1386 code for a protein of 451 amino acids. Lineage: Eukaryota; Metazoa; Arthropoda; Arachnida; Ixodida; Ixodidae.